UAGAGAGAGGGAAGGAGAGGUAGAGAGAGGUUGAGUUGACAGAGUCACACAUUUACUCAGGGACACUGUGGAAUAAUCUCCGCCUUUAACCAUCAGUCGGUCCCGAGUGUCAAAGCGGACGUCGGCGGUGAACCCCCCCCCCAGCUCCGGGCCCGGAGCCCCGCACUGUCCCGCAGCUUGAGAGGCAGCAGAGGGGAGGAGGCGCCCAGAGUCAGAUCAACAGUUGACUGGAUGAAGCUCUGUGAGAAGUUGCUGUUACCAACCAACAAGUAAACCGUCCUUCAAAUCCCUGAGGCUACCUCUUACAAGACGCACAUCUGGUCCAGAAUCAACCGAACCCCCGCCACAGCCCUCACCUAACUUCAACCCACCCAGGAGGAGAUGGAGAACUGACCGAGGGCCAGCAGGCGACGGAAGGCAGCUCCUCCCUCCCCCGUCAGCCAGCCGGCAUGGCAGGGCUCAAGCGCCACCACGAUGGGAAGAUUGCUGGGCUGUAUGACCUUGACAAGACUCUAGGCCGUGGGCACUUUGCUGUGGUCAAACUGGCUCGACAUGUAUUCACUGGGGAAAAGGUUGCAGUAAAGGUGAUAGACAAGACAAAGCUGGACCCGGUGGCACGGGCUCACCUUUUCCAGGAGGUGCGAUGCAUGAAGAUGGUGCAACACCCCAACGUGGUGCGCCUGUACGAGGUCAUCGACACGGCCACAAAGCUCUACCUCAUCCUGGAGCUGGGAGACGGAGGAGACAUGUACGACUGCAUCAUGAAGCACGAUGGAGGCCUCAGUGAAGAGGUGGCCAAGUGUUUCUUUGCCCAAAUUGUCCACGCCAUCUCCUACUGUCACCGGCUACACGUUGUGCACAGGGACCUGAAGCCGGAAAACGUGGUGUUCUUUGAGAAGCAGGGCGUCGUCAAGCUCACCGACUUUGGCUUCAGCAACCGCUUUCACCCUGGGAAAAAUCUCACCACCUCCUGUGGUUCGCUGGCCUACUCUGCUCCUGAAAUACUGCUGGGGGACGAGUACGACGCUCCCGCUGUGGAUAUAUGGAGUCUGGGGGUCAUCCUGUUCAUGCUGGUCUGUGGUCAGCCCCCCUUCCAGGAGGCCAACGACAGCGAGACGCUCACCAUGAUCAUGGACUGUAAAUACACAGUGCCUCCGCACAUCUCCCAUGCAUGCAGCGAUCUUAUAGGCCAUAUGCUGCAGAGGGACCCCAAGAAACGAGCGACCCUAGAGCAGAUCGAGGCCCACGAAUGGCUCCAAGGUGUCGACCCCUCUCCUGCCACCAAGCUGUCCACUCCUCUGGUGUCCCAUCGCAGCCUGUCGGAAGAGGAGCACGGCUCCAUCAUUCAACGCAUGGUGCUCGGCGCCAUCACAGACCGUGACACCAUAACUGAGGCUCUGGAGUCGAAUCAGUACAACCACAUCACAGCUACUUACUUCCUGCUGGCUGAGAGGAUGUUGAGGGACCGGCAAGAGAAGGAGCAACACAGUCAGAUACGAUCACCCAGCCCCAGCAAAGCCCAGUUCAGGCAGUCCUGGCCCACGAGAGUGGAUGUUCACCAGGAUGUCAGUGAUGGCUUAGGGGGUCCGUCUAUCUCCCACCCUGGGGGGCCACAGUCCCCAGCUCGUAGUGCUGAGAGCCUCCUCAAAGGCCCCAGGCCCAAAACAGCUCUGCUGGACCUCAACCAGCGGCAGGACAUCCGCGCUCCUGGAUUCAGCCAACUGCAGCCUGCACGACAGAACCCAGAGAGGGGGCUCAGGCCUCUGGCAAAGCCCCACUCCAAUCUCAUCAGGCUGGGCUCUCUGACCUCAUUGGGCCCGUCUAAACCCCGCAGCCCAAGUCUAUUUAGCGUGGAAGAGGAUGAGGAGGAAGACAGGGAGGAGGACAAAUAUUCAUCCCGCUCUGCACUGCCUACUCAGGUGGUGCUUCGCAGCAAAGCCUCCUCCUCUUCAGCGUCAUCUGGUAACCGUCUGGCAUCGCGUAUGAGCGCUCCGGUCCUGAACCAGAUCCACGAGGAGGUUAAAGAGGAUGAAGAAGAAGAGGAGGAGGGGGGGAGAAAACUGCAUGGACUCGGACUGCCCAAACCGAGCCUCAGCCUCAGUUUGAAUUCUCGAAUAUCAUUGCCGUCAACACUCAUGUCCUCUCCCAUAACUGUAAUGGCACCAGUUGCCACUUUCACCCCCAGCUCAGAGACAAGUGAUGAAGAUACAGACACUCAAGUGGACACGGAAACUGUAGGCGGACAUGGGGUUGAGAGAGAAGGGAGGAAAGAGGGUAAAGAGAAAAGGGUUUCAGGGCAGGGCAGUCCCUCCAACUGUGCCAGUCCUGGAUCAGGCCAAGGCAAAGGCACAGCCAAAGCCCCCAGUGGCUUGGUGGAAAGCCUAAAGCUGAUGAGCCUGUGUCUGAGCUCUCAGUUCCAUAAUCUGACGGGGGGAGGAGGGGUCGUCGGGGGGGGCAGUGCAGUAGGUGUUGGGGGAGACAACCAGGACCGUCCCAUGUGGAGGAUGUGCAUGGGUGGCUCCACAGGUAGCCUGGAUAAGGUCUCGCUCCUGGGUGGCCCCUCACCCAGAGGGAACCUCUACCAAACGCCGGGAGACGUGUUGGCAGACCCGCUGCUGGAGGGCCCCUGCCCGGGCACCCUGAGGCUGGGAGAGCUGGACCUGGCCAGGGAGAACCACAGGAACAUGAAGAACCGCGUGCUGCAGAUGCCUCUGAGCGACAAGACUCUGUCCGUCAACAUCCACCGGAGUCCCAAGGAGGGUCUGCUCUGCACCCCCACCCCACACAGCUGCUGCCAGGUCAUCUAGAGCAGGGGCAGGCGCUCCGUCAGCUGCUGCACCUCCACACUCCACGUACAUCCUGCUUUUGUUUCAGUCAUGUCAGCACUGGCUCCCGACGUAACGUUAUUUAUACAUUUAGCAUUGUUUCCCUUUGUUUAACACUUGCGGUGGACGACUGGGAGAAAGUCCAAAAGUCGACCUUGCACAUUUAGAGACACCAAAAAGUCUCCAUGGAGGAGACUGGGUGCCAUGCCAAGUAUGUGAAGCACUUUAGGCAGAUUUAACGAGACACUGAGGGGACAUUUGAUGCUGCUGGUGUUUAAAUAGGAGACAUUAAAACUGGAUAGGGAAGCUGCUCACAUCUCUGCUCCCACACACUUGUAUAUACUGUACGUACACGACAUUCACACUUACAUCCCUCCAAUAAGCUGAUGAAAAGGGAAAGCUGGUGACUUUUCAGUGUCAUGUUACAUAUCGUAUUCUGUUAAGCUGUUUUUGUAACGUAAUUUUUUUAAUUAUAUUUUGAGACAAUCAUUUUACCAGAUUUGUUUUGUAAUUUCCGACUGAAAGAAUUAAGUUAUGACUGUGUUUUCAUUCCGAUGAGGACAGACAACAGGGUGAAA
Messenger RNA from Pleuronectes platessa (European plaice), 3403 nucleotides. Its product is annotated as SNF-related serine/threonine-protein kinase. Gene Ontology annotation, molecular function: ATP binding; protein serine/threonine kinase activity; tau-protein kinase activity. The record is from RefSeq and is a predicted model, not a curated record. Gene Ontology annotation, cellular component: cytoplasm. The transcript is spliced from 8 exons. Gene Ontology annotation, biological process: intracellular signal transduction; microtubule cytoskeleton organization; protein phosphorylation. Lineage: Eukaryota; Metazoa; Chordata; Actinopteri; Pleuronectiformes; Pleuronectidae. Bases 450 to 2807 code for a protein of 785 amino acids.